Molecule: messenger RNA, 2307 nt
Organism: Sander lucioperca (pikeperch)
Lineage: Eukaryota; Metazoa; Chordata; Actinopteri; Perciformes; Percidae
Gene: spx
Product: spexin hormone
Exons: 6
Coding region: 1817-2185 (122 amino acids)
Molecular function (GO): neuropeptide hormone activity
Source: RefSeq, a predicted model, not a curated record
CCCAAGAGACAUGUCCAGUUCUUGUCCCGUGUGUCACUGAAACGAACAUUUUGUAACCCCACCCAAACCUCAAGAGACCCAACCAAGCGCAUCUAAAUAUGACGCCGAAGGGGUUGACGCUAAAGGAGAUUUUUGCGUCAGUAACAAAUGCCAAAGGCACGUGACCAAGCAUUGCUUUUUGAGUGACCGCUGGGUUGUUGGUCACCUGCCUGACCAAGGCUAUUCUUCCCCAGUUACUCAGUUUGGCCAAACAGCCAAAUCUAGGAAGAGUCCUGGUGGUUCCAAACUUUAUCCAUUUCACAAUUAUUGAGGCCAGCUUUAAGAACGUUUUUAUGCCCUUGCUCUGAUCUAUGCCUUGCCACAAUUUUAUCGUGGAAGUCUAUAGAGAGUUAUUUGGACUUCACAGGCAGACUCCAGUUCUCCAGUUCUACAUCUUCAUUAAAGCAACAGGAUGCACCUGACCACAAUUUGGAUUGCCGUAGCAAAUGGUUAUGUAAAUCAAAGAUUUCAGUUUUGGAUGUUUGAUAGAUUUACGGAAUCCCCCAAUAUAUUUCACAGAUUUUAACAAAACCAACCAAAAUGAAAUGAAAAAUCCACAGCGCUCUCCACCAUCUGGAAACUCAGGGCACCCCAGUCCCACCUUCUGCUCCUCCUGUACAGGAGCAUCAUAGAACCAAUCCUCCUCUACUGUUCCGCAUACUUUACCAUGGCCAUUGUCACUAACAGGAACAAACUCAAAAUCACACACAACGCCUCUAAAACCAUUGGUUUCCUUACUCCCAACAUCCCAGCCCUCAUUGACACUGCCAUCACACAAUGCACUCACCAUAGCACACGACCCCAGCCACCCUUUGAACUCAUGCUUCAUUUUACUCCCAUCAGGAGAUCUCUGAUCUGUAAAAAAGCAUGCUACAGCAAGAGCUUUGUGCCCUCUGCCAUCACUGCCCUCAACAAACUGAAGCAAUAAUACUCAAUGGACUCAUGUUCUUGUGAGUACAUUGUGUACAUUGUGUUACUUGUGGCUAUGCUUUUUUGUCUAUCUAUCUAUCUCUCUAUACAUAAUGCAUUCUCUGGAAACAAAGCUACCCAACCACUUCUAUAUUUUUUGGUAAAGAAAUGCAGCUUUUGUAUGACAGUUUAAUAAACUAAUGAACUGUAUCUGUCUUGGACUCAUGACCUCAGUAUUUCUUAAAGUCCUGGGGCUGCCCUGACAGUUAAUGGUAUCACUGUAGACUCUCUCACAUCAUUGUAUUGACAGGAAAAUGCAGUGCUACCAGUCUCUUUCACUCAUGCAGGCUUUGGGUAAUUACAUUCAUAAUUGGAAGUGUGGCAUUUUGAUUCAUAAAACCCAGCUCUCAUCUCUCCGAGUUCUGCUCCAGUGAGCAAGGUGCAAACACAUCAAUAUUCCCACAGAGGGGGAAAUAUAACUCCUACUCAUAUCGACGGUGACAGCAAGAGCUAAUACACAAUUAGUCAAUAACGGCCUGAAGAUCCAACAUGUGUAAUUUUGAAAAACUACAUCAGGAAGCUGAAAGUGCUUAUGGCAGCUGUUUUAAUUCAUAAGUAUUUACAGUACACUACAGCUCUCAUUGAAUGGAGCUGAAUCGAUCGAUGGCUCCGUUCAUUCACUCUUCUCACCGCCCCCGUUCAAACAAUGCAUUGGCGUGACCUAUUGCUGCUGGCAUCAUGAAGGAGAGCAGAGCACAGAGGGUUCCCCGCCCCAGAGGAUAUAAAUACAGGGAGAGGGCAAGUAUCCUGAACCUUUUACUUUCUCAUCCUCUCUGCUGGACACCGGGCUCACAGGAUCUCCGACACCAUGAAAGGUUUGAGGACAAUCACAUUAACUUAUGUAGGCCUACUCACCCUUUUACUGCUGGCCUCAUUUAUCUCGCAGUCGUGGAGCGCACCGAAGGGCUCUUUCCAACGGAGAAACUGGACCCCGCAGGCUAUGCUGUACCUCAAGGGCACUCAGGGACGAAGAUUCAUCUCAGAGGACCGAAAAGAAGGCGAUGUCUAUGACACAUUACACUUAGAGACCCGCAGUCAGAACACAGAGAAGCUGAGCGUGGACCAGGCGGCCACCGUCCUGCUCAACUUCCUGCAGCAGGCCAGAGAGGCAGCCGAUGAAAACCCAGAUGAGGUGUAUUUCCAGGAGCUGCCAGUGUGGAAGAGAGAAUACUUCUGAUCGUCUUUCAUACAUUUCUAAAGCUCAUAGAUAACACAUCUUUGUUUUUGAUUCUAAGCUUAUGUAAGGGAGAAGAACAGCUGUUUUGUAAAUAUGAAUUCUCUGACUAUGUUUGAAAUGUG